Molecule: messenger RNA, 5521 nt
Organism: Erigeron canadensis
Lineage: Eukaryota; Viridiplantae; Streptophyta; Magnoliopsida; Asterales; Asteraceae
Product: protein TIME FOR COFFEE
Exons: 13
Coding region: 296-5242 (1648 amino acids)
Biological process (GO): regulation of circadian rhythm
Cellular component (GO): nucleus
Source: RefSeq, a predicted model, not a curated record
GUGUGAGAAAAAGAAGGAUAAGAGUUUUUAUAGAGAGAGAGAGAUAGAGAAAGUGAAAAGAGAUCUGAAAGAAGAAUCAUAUCAUUUCUCUCAAAAUCAGAAAUAUAUAUAUAUAUUAUUUGUAUAUAUAUAAUUAAGAAAGAAUGAAAUGAAUUAGGUUUGGAAUCUGUGUGAUGAUAGAAGAAGAAGAAAAAGAGGUGAAGAAGAUUAAAAGAGUAUGUGAUGAUAUUGAUAUAUAGAUAUAGAAAUAGAUAUAGAUACAGAUAUACACAAGUAGAUCUGAAGAAGAAAAUUGAUGGAUAGAAAUAGAGAAGCAAGAAGAGCUGCUCAUAUGGCUGCACAUCCUAGAAGACGACAUCGUAGCACAAGCUUACGUGAUUCCACUGAUGAAGAUGGAGGAGUGGAAGGGCAUGAGCAACAGCAAGGAGGAGGGGGGAGUAGAUUAAGGGAUAGAGGAGUGGUGAUGAAAAAGGAUAGAGAAAGAGAAAGGACAAGUAGGAGUAAAAGAAGAAGAGAAAAUAGAGUAAUUAAUAAUAAUAAUAAUUUUAAUAAUCAUAAUCAUAAUCAUAAUAAUAGAGAUGAAAUUGGAGAUGAAAGUUCGGAAGAAAGUGUAAAUGAUGAUGAAGAUGAGGAAGAUGAUGAUGACGUGGAUGCCGGAAAUAAUGGUGGUUUUAAGAUGUUACCUCCGGCGGCUGCUGUGUUAGGAAAUAAUAAUAAUAAUAAUAUUCAUAGUAAUAAUAGUAUUAAUAAUAAUAGUAAUAUGCAGCAGCAUCAAAAUCAUCAUAAUCAUAAUCAUCAGCAGCAACAGCAACAGAUUCAGCAUCGGAAAAGCUUUCCGCCGUCUGCCGGAAAAGUUUUUAGAAGUACGGCGGCGGCUGCACCGCCGUUGCCUGCGUGGAAAGCUGCUGCUGAUGAAAUGAUUGGUGUUUCUGUUCCCAGAAAAGCUCGUUCUGCAUCUACAAAGAGGUCACAUGAGUGGGUUUCUGGUGUUAUUGGAACGGAACAAAGUCACCGGCAAAACUCAACGUCACCGGCUGCUUCACCGGCACAACCGGUGGCUCCACCUUCUCCUUCAUCUUCAAAUCUGUCAGUCAGAAAAAAGAUGAAGGCAAAUGGAGUAGUGGGAGGGCCAAGUAGUAAUAAUAAUAAUAAUAAGCCAAGGCCCCCAGCAGCACCAAAAACAUCAUCAGCAAAAUCAUCAUCAUCAAAUCCAGAAGAGCUGGAAAUAGAGAUAGCUGAAGUUUUGUAUGGUCUGAUGACACAAUCACAAGCACCAUCAGCUGAUAAGAAAGAAACAACCCCACAAUCAAAUGAUAUCAAACAAUCUAUAGUCUCAUCUCCAACACCAAAUUCCACAUCAUCAGUAGUUGCACCAAAGAGAAAGAGACCAAGGCAAGUGUCGGAGAAUCCGUUUGGGGUACGAAAUAGUCCUCCAGCUUCAUCAUCAGUUAAGAAUGAAACUGAUCAUCAGAAUCAGAAUCAGGCUACAAAUUCUUCUUACAUGGACCAUGUUCCUGAAAAUGGUGCUGCGGCUCCUUUUGGGUUCACUAGUCUGCCAAUUAAUCAGGUUUCUGAAACGACCAAUCGGACGCAACCGCUGGUUGAAGAAGAGGGGAAAUGUGUUGGUGUGGUUUUGACUAAAGAAGAGGCUGUGAGUACCUCUUCUUUGGUUGGAUUAAAUGAAGGAAAUAAAGUUUCUGAAUCUGUGAUUAUGACAGCUGCCGCUGCUGCAAAUCUAAAAGCAGCAGUUAAUAUCUCAGAAAUGGAAACUAAAAAAGAGGAGAAGUUUGAAAUAGAUCUGAUGGCUCCACCUCCACAACAAAGAACAUCUCAGGGAAAUGAUGCUGAUGUUGAAUUUUCGGAUUGUAAGCAGACGUCAGCCAUGGAAACAAGCAAGAAUAAGGAAGAUGAGAAGGUGAGGAAAAAGGAAGAGACAAUUAGUUUGGCUGAAGAGCAAAAGAGGUUGAAAGCAGCAACAGUUCAAGAAACUGGUGAAUUGUCAAAGCAAGCUGUGAAUCAAGAACUCCGUAUCGAUUUGGAAAAACCAAAUAAGGAUGUUGCUAGUAUGGUAGGUGGUAGCAGCAAUAGAUCCCUUCAUCAAGCUCUGAAACAACAACUACCAGCUAAAUCUGAGAACCACACAGAGAAGAUUGCUCAACCGAGUUCUGUGCAAAUGCCAAUGUCUGUGGCUAAUUGGCCUCCGAUUGGGUACGUUGCACCGUUGCAGGGAGUCAUAUCAAUGGAUGGGAACGCCAUGCCUUCAGCCCCAGUUCAGCCAAUAUUUACACAUCCAAGGCCAAAAAGGUGUGCCACACAUUGCUACAUUGCAAGGAACAUCCACUAUCUUCAGCAAUUCAUGAAGAUAAAUACAUUUUGGCCGCCUAGCUCUGGGGCUGCACCUAUGUUUGGGGCCAAACCUGGCAAUCUUAAUCUGAUGCCUUCUGCUGAACUUCAUGGAAGCAUUCCAUCGGCUAUGCAAGACAAGGCACAGGGACUCCACAUCUUUCCGGGUCACGCCACCACAAAAGACACCAAAUCAACUCAGGCCACAACCGUUCCUGAUCCUGCCCAGAGGAAACAACAAAUUUUACUUCAACAAGCAAUCCCACCUGUCACUCCCAACAAUAUACUACAUGGGCCGGCUUUCAUCUUUCCGUUUAACCAGCAACAAGCAGUGGCAGCUUCUGCCUCGGUUAGACCUGGUUCUUCUAAGCUUAAUACGAGCACAAGUGGUGGUUUGGGUGGUGCUUCAGUUCCGCCCAGUUCAGGCACGGUGAGUGCACCUACAUCGGCAGCAGCCCCUGCGUUGAGCUUUAAUUAUCCCAAUAUGAGUGCCAAUGAAACCCAGUACUUGGCGAUUUUGCAGAAUAAUCCCUACACUUUCCCAAUACCUGCAGUUGGAGCUCCACCAAAUUAUAGAGGCAACCCUCAUGCCCAAGCCAUGCCUCUGUUUAAUGGAUCGUUUUAUUCUUCUCAAAUGAUACACCCUUCUCAAAUUCCACAAUCAUCCCAGCAGGUUUCACCAUCGGCUCAAGCUCAAAAUCAUCAUCCUACUCAGUCCCAACAAAUCUCUCAAACCCACCAGAACAGUAGCGGUUCCACCUCAUCUUCACAGAAACACCUGCAAGCUCAACAACGGCAGCAGCAAGGCAGUGGUUCUGCUGUCAAUGGCUCUGGCAGUGGAAACGGUGGGAGUUUGCAUAAUACUUAUCCUGCCUCUCAUAAAAGUCGAUCUCAGCAACCUUCUCAGCACAUGAACCCACCACGACAAGCCCGUCAUCUUGAAAAUGAAGGGACUGGUGGUGAGGAUAGCCCUUCGACUGCUGAAAGUAGAGCCUCACGUGCAGCACCCACAAUGAAUGUUUAUGGUCAUAAUUAUACCAUGCCAGUUCACUCACAGAAUUUUGCUUUGAUGAACCCUCAAGCUGCAAUGUCUACUGCUGCUGCAAGUGGAAACUCGCAUGAUAAGAAACAGCAACCUCACUCUCAACAGCAAGGGGUAAAAAAGGCUGGUGCUGAGUCAUCUUCUCUCCCACCUCAGACAUUUGCGAUGUCUUUUUCGCCAAUGAAUGGUACCACUGGUACUAUGUCAUCAAUGUCUCAAAACCAUGCAAAUGCCAUUUUUCAGAACGUACCAGAAUCAUUUAGGCAAAGUUAUCACAGUAUAUUGGGGAUGGCACCUUCGAUGGCUCAUUCUAUGCAAAAGAAGGAUUUCAGAGUACCCGAAGAAGCUUCCAGACCAGCAGGGCAUCACGAGUCUCCCAGUGUUGUUGAUGAGGAUCGAAAGGGCAGUUCAGGGUUGACUGGGAAAUCGGGGCAAUCCAUUGCCUUUUCAAGACCAGACAUUGCUACAGAUGCAUCUGGUUCAUCCCAGGGUAUGCCUGGAACUUCUGUGAUUGAUAGCUCUUCAAGGAAUAUAAACCUUGGUUCUAAUAACCGGACAUCUCGGUCUCCUAUGCCGACAUCUGCUGCAAAUGCUCAGGCUCAAGCUUCUCAUCAUUUACAUGCUCAAUUCCAGCAACAACAGGUUAGCCAGCAAGCACAGCAAGAAUUUCUUCAACUUCAAAAGAUGCAGCAGCAAGGAGGCCAGAACAUCAAUGCGAGGCUUAAGAACCCGCCAUCAAGUAAUGGUAGUGCAUACCCGGAUCAUCUGAUUACUUCAUCUUCAUCAGUGAUAGCUAAGUUUCCAAACUCACUAUCCUCAUUUCCACUCCAAACAAGCAACACAAGUAGUAGUCCUGUUCAAUCCCCCCAGUGGAGAAAUUCGGUGAGGGGUCCUGCAAGCUCACAAGCUCCAUCUUCACUUGCUUCAGCCACCACAUCUGUCAAAAAUCAUCACCAAUCCCACCAGCCCCAUCAAUCUCAUCAAUCCCAGCAACAAUCGUCAAGUAGGCCCCACCAACAAUCUCAUACGCAAAUUUCGUUUGGUGUUACUGGUCAGAAACUACAAUCCACAACAUCAUCACAACAGCAGCAACAGAAUCAAAAUCAGAAUCCAGGCACUAAUAGUAGUAACCAGUCGCCUUCUCCUCCAAUGUUGGUCGGUUCUCCCACAACUUCCAAUAUUUCAAAAGGUGGUGGUGCUGGUGGAAGCCCAAGAACAAGUGCACCGGCUUCUACAUCUGGUAGACCUGCUCAGGCUUCCUCUUUAUCUUCAUCACAGCAGGUUAAAAAUCCAUCUGUAGGAACCACCCAACGAUCAUCACCUUCCAUUCUUGGUAACCCGCAUAACACAAUUUCUACGAAGUCUCAACAACAGCAGCAACAGCAGCACCAGAAGCAAACAAUGCAACAGCAGCAACAGCAAUACCAAGCGCAAGCACACAUGUUUAUGUCACACCCUUACAUGCAACAAAGUCAACCACCCCAGUCUCAACAGCAUUCAGGUGGAUCAAAUACGGCAUCAGGGUAUUAUCUUCAACAAAGAAAGCAGCAGUCAUCACAACAGCAAACUCACCAAACAACUUCCACAUCCAUGUUAUCGCUUAGUCCCCCUGUGACAUUAGCAAAUACCACCACUUCUGAUCCUGCGAAAGCAAUUGCAGCCGCUACUAGUAAUUUGAAAGGUGGUGUUGGGUUGCCACAGCAAUGGGCGGCUGCUGCUGUUGCAGCACAGGCCGCUGUGGCCGCUUUCCCUACAUAUGCUCACAAUGCUCCUGUUCCGGUCCAGGUCAAACCUGUUGAGCAAAAACAACCAGCCGGAAAUGACAAUUUGCGUACGGGGCAGCCUGAGAAGAAGUAGAAGUUACAAAAGUCGAGCAGCAUUGUGCUCGUAUCACCAGGCUUAUCCGGCCCCAAGAAAACGAGAAAUAUGGAUGGGUUUUGUGAACUCGAAGAUGGCAAGUCCUUGGAGUUUUAAAAGGUUGGCAUAAUUGGAUCUUUUGAUGGAGGGCUGGGUGGAGAAAGAAGCUUGGUGCUUUGUGUUUAGGUGUUUGUCUUUUUAUUUUGGGGGUUUUUUUUUGGUAAAUUUUCUCCCUUGAAAGAUGAUUUAAAGUAUAAAGAAUACAUGUUGUUGGACAUA